GACAUUAACGUCAUGUCCGUUUAAAAUUUGAAUUUACUUUCUUCCAUACAAAAUUUUUAGUAACCAUGUCUGAUAAACCAAAAGUAUUAUGGGCAGCCCGAGUUUUCGGGGAUCCCUACGGGCCGUUCUUUUUCAAAGGAACAAAGAACAAACCGUUUACUUUUAAAUUUUACGCAAGGAAUUACGCUGUUAUCCCCAUUUUAAUGAUCGUUUUUUGCGAUCUCUGCUGGAUGUCUUUUAGUGUUAUUCAAGGCUUCAUACGGACAGAUGUUGUCGUGGCGAAUAAAUUCAGAAAAGAACACGACAUGUUUGAAUUGCUUCUGGAGCCUAGGCAACGGAAGUAUUUCACGUUUGCCCAGACCUAUCCCAUUCGAAAACAAACAUACGACACUUAUAUGCUGAUGCGUUGCAUGGAAAAAAAACGAAAGAGGGAUUGCUCAAAGGAAAUUCCACCGGAGCCAUGCAAAGAAGAAUCCGACGACACAUGUGACAGCGAUUAAGUUUAACUUAGAAACAAAUACUCGUAUAAAAUGUAACAUUAUUGACGUGAGAUUACGCGGUGACGCUAUACAGUUCCUCCCAAAACUUAUUCUCGAAAGGGGUAUUUAUGUUAUCUUAUACGCGACAACACUUCUCCGAACGAUACUCGUAUAAUCUGUUGUGAGUGCCAGCUUUUCCACAAAUGAAUUGUAUCCAUCAAGAUUCUGGUAUGGUAGGAACAAAAAUUGCGAAGACCUGGCAUUUACUAUUCCAGAUAAAAAACCAUUUUGUACACAUCGAGACGUUAGUAAUCUACGAAUUGUAACAACU
Molecule: messenger RNA, 810 nt
Organism: Phyllotreta striolata
Lineage: Eukaryota; Metazoa; Arthropoda; Insecta; Coleoptera; Chrysomelidae
Source: the annotation of a GenBank genome assembly